AUGACGCGCUCGACGGAAAGCGACGGGCUGACCGGUUCUGUGCCACUCUUCGUCCCUAUCCUGCUGCCGAAGAUCACGUCGAUCUCCCACGAGGCGUUGGUGAAGUGGCAGCGCGACCGGCGCGACUACGAGACCAAGCUGUGCUCCCGCUGCCGUAUCUCGGGCGAAGACUACGACAUCGUCGCCGAGUCCAUCAAGGAGGCAUUCGACGAGGAUCUACUGGAGGUUUUCUGCGAGCUCCAGCUGGACACGACCCCCGCCGCUGUAACCGACACCAUUCUCCUGGCAGAGAUCGAGCGCAUUGUCGACAGUGUCAAGAACGACGCGCCGCCGGAUAUCAAGGAGCUGUUCAAGCGCGAGCUGCGCAUGAACAUGAGCGAGAGCGACGUGACCGCCCGAGUGCUGGACUACUUUAUCCUGUUCAACUAG
Molecule: messenger RNA, 429 nt
Organism: Phytophthora sojae
Lineage: Eukaryota; Oomycota; Peronosporomycetes; Peronosporales; Peronosporaceae
Exons: 1
Coding region: 1-429 (142 amino acids)
Source: RefSeq, a predicted model, not a curated record